AUGGAUCUCAUGAAUCGGGUGUGUAAGCUGUAUCUGGAUAAGUUCGUGAUUGUUUUUAUUGAUGACAUCCUUAUAUACUCGCGAACCAAGGAUGAGCAUGAGCAACAUCUGCGAGCUAUUUUGGAACUCUUGAAGAAGGAACAACUAUAUGCGAAACUUUCAAAGUGCGGAUUUUGGAUUCGCGAGGUGCAAUUUCUAGGUCAUGUGGUGAAUGAGAAUGGAAUUCAUGUCGACCCUGCCAAGAUUGAGUCGAUUAAAAAUUGGGAAGCACCUAAGACCCCAACUGAGAUACAACAAUUUCUGGGAUUAGUGGGUUACUACAGACGAUUCAUAGAGAACUUUUCAAAGAUUGCCCAACCGCUAAUGUCCCUAACCCAGAAGGAUAAGAAGUUUGAGUGGGGUGAGAAACAAGAAACGGCAUUCCAACUGUUGAAAGAUAAGCUUUGUGACGCACCAAUUUUAUCCUUACCCGACGGUACCGAUAGUUUUGUGGAAGCGCUUAAGCCGGAUAAUCUACUAGCCGAAUCAUUGCGUGGAAUGGAAGCGCAAUUGGUGCCAAAGGAAGAUGGAACAUUGUACUUCAUGGAGUGA
Messenger RNA from Helianthus annuus (common sunflower), 591 nucleotides. RefSeq lists its product as uncharacterized. The transcript has 2 exons. Bases 1 to 591 code for a protein of 196 amino acids. The record is from RefSeq and is a predicted model, not a curated record. Lineage: Eukaryota; Viridiplantae; Streptophyta; Magnoliopsida; Asterales; Asteraceae.